CCGUUCUCAACCCAACCCAACCCAUCCAUCCACACAUCAUGUCCGGCUGGGAAGUCCGUUUCUCCAACACGCGCAAAGCUGCCUACUUCCACAACGUCCAAACGCGGGAAUCGACCUGGGAGCCCCCUUCGCACCUGAGCGACGCCCAACUGCGGGCUUUGCCCGGUUCUGAAUACCUUGUCGGAGGCGUAGGAGCAGGAGGGGGGGCACAGACGAAUGGGGAGAAUGAGCAGGUUAGAGCGAGUCAUCUGCUUGUGAAACAUAGUGGGAGCCGGAGACCUUCGAGUUGGAAAAACGCGAAUAUCACCCUCCCCGAAGCGGAAGCGCGUGAGAUCCUGCAAGGGUACGCGAACACGAUCGGUCAAGAUCCUGUCAAGUUCGCCCAGCUCGCCUCGGAGUAUUCGGACGAUAGCAGUCAUGAGCGGGGUGGAGACCUGGGGGUUUUUAGUAGGGGGCAGAUGCAGAGGCCGUUUGAGGAGGCGACGUUUGCUCUUAAGGUGGGGGAGAUUAGUGGGAUUGUGAAGACGGAUUCGGGGCUGCAUCUGAUUAUGAGGACAGGGUGAGCAGGGAGAGGAGUGUACAUGUACAUGUAUACAGUGUAUCGAGCACAAAUUGUGCCAAGGAAAUGUUAAGAAUACAGUUGAUCC
Dacryopinax primogenitus is the source of this 647-nucleotide messenger RNA. Its product is annotated as rotamase-domain-containing protein. Bases 39 to 563 code for a protein of 174 amino acids. The transcript is spliced from 2 exons. Gene Ontology annotation, molecular function: peptidyl-prolyl cis-trans isomerase activity; protein binding. Gene Ontology annotation, cellular component: cytosol; nucleus. The record is from RefSeq and is a predicted model, not a curated record. NCBI's taxonomy places the organism in Eukaryota, Fungi, Basidiomycota, Dacrymycetes, Dacrymycetales, Dacrymycetaceae.